UGUGCAGCGGCUCUACCCCCGUCAUGAUGGCCAUAGACUGGCGAAAUAGUGUGAACGCGAUAGCACUCGGUGCUGUCGUUCUGGUCCUGAUGGGUGCAUUCCAGGUUGAGGCAGUUCGUGUGUCGCUGCCAUCGCCAACAACUUCCAGACGUGUUACAGAUGAUAAACCAGCCGCCGAUCAGACUCCAGCUUCGUCCUGGUGGUCAUCACACGUCGCUGACACGGUGCCAUCAGCGAAGAACUACUACCAGGCCACACACGGACUGGUACAGACACAUCCAGCGUUGGCCAAGGGUAGUCCACAGGCAUCGCCUCUGUCGCAAUCACGUGUGCCUUCCCCGACGUCCCUGUCAAGUGGAUUUCCAUCAAUUGCCAAUGCAAACUCACGAUCACCAUUCCGCCAUUUGGACUUCAGUAGCAGUGCCACCGCCGAACUGAGACGCAAUCCAAGUUUGUCCGCCCCGGAUGAGUGUGCCCGAGCUUGCCGCGAAGGAGAACCACCGAGGAUUUGCUAUUAUCACUUCACCGCCGAGUACUACACCGUCCUGGGAGCUGCCUGUCAGGUGUGUACCCCAAAUGCCACCAACACAGUAUGGAGCCACUGUCAGUGCGUGUUGGCCGAUGGUGUCGAGCGAGGUAUCCUGACCAUCAACCGUAUGAUCCCCGGGCCGAGUAUUCAGGUGUGCGAGAACGAUCGAGUUGUGAUCGAUGUCGAGAACCACAUGGAAGGUAUGGAGUUGACCAUUCACUGGCACGGAAUCUGGCAGCGAGGAACACAGUACUACGAUGGUGUACCAUUUGUGACGCAAUGCCCCAUCCAGCAGGGAAAUACCUUCAGAUAUCAAUGGACUGGUAAUGCAGGUACGCACUUCUGGCACGCUCACACUGGUCUCCAGAAACUUGAUGGUAUUUACGGUAGCAUCGUCGUUCGCCAGCCACCGUCCCGUGACCCCAACUCGCACCUGUACGACUUCGAUCUGACCACCCACAUCAUGUUGGUAAGCGAUUGGCUCCAUGAAGAUGCCGCCGAACGGUACCCAGGUCGUCUGGCCGUCAACACCGGUCAGGAUCCCGAAUCUCUGCUCAUCAACGGCAAGGGACAGUUCCGUGAUCCCAACACCGGUUUCAUGACCAACACUCCGCUGGAAAUCUUCACCAUCACCCCGGGCAGACGUUACCGAUUCCGUAUGAUCAAUGCCUUUGCCUCCGUUUGCCCGGCCCAAGUCACCAUCGAAGGACACGGCCUCACAGUCAUCGCCACCGAUGGAGAACCAGUGCUUCCAGUGCAAGUCAACACCAUUAUUUCAUUCUCAGGCGAACGUUACGACUUUGUCAUCAGCGCCGACCAGCAAGUGGGUGCCUACUGGAUUCAGCUCCGAGGUCUCGGCGAGUGCGGUAUCAAGCGUGCCCAGCAGUUGGCCAUCCUCCGAUAUGCCCGCGGUCCAUACCAGCCAGCGUCGCCUCCGCCAACCUACGAUGUCGGUUUGCCACAGGGAGUGGUCCUCAACCCACUGGACGCCCAGUGUAACAUCCAACGCGACGAUGCCAUCUGCGUGAGCCAACUGAAGAACGCCAAGGAGGUUGACCGUGCGCUGCUGCAGGAGAAACCGGACGUCAAAAUCUUCCUGCCAUUCCGUUUCUAUCUCUACCGACCGGAGGAACUGUUCCAACCGAACACCUACAAUCGAUUCUUGGUUGCCCCAACCGGAGACCACGUAAUCUCGCUGAUCGACGAAAUCUCGUACCUGUCUGCUCCCGCUCCGCUGCUGUCGCAGUACGACGAUAUUAACCCGGAACAGUUCUGUAACGGUGACAACCGGCCGGCCGAUUGCGGUGCCAACUGCAUGUGUACCCACAAGGUGGACAUCCCAUUGAAUGCGAUCGUCGAAGUCGUGCUGGUCGAUGAAGUCCAACAACCUAAUUUGAGCCAUCCGUUCCAUCUGCACGGUUACGCGUACAACGUGAUCGGUAUUGGACGUUCGCCCGAUUCCAACGUGAAGAAGAUCAAUCUGAAGCACGCGCUCGACCUCGAUCGCCGUGGUUUGUUGCACCGACAGUACAACCUGCCGCCGCUGAAGGAUACCAUCGCCGUGCCAAACAAUGGCUACGUGGUAAUGCGUUUCCGCGCUGAUAAUCCUGGUUUCUGGUUGUUCCACUGUCACUUCCUGUUCCACAUCGUGAUAGGCAUGAAUUUGAUUCUCCAGGUCGGUACGCUCCAGGAUCUGCCUCCAGUACCGCCAAACUUCCCAACAUGUGGCGAUCACUUACCGCCAAUUCAGUAAAACUUCGAUCGACUAAUCAAAAUCUAGCUAAAA
Messenger RNA from Ochlerotatus camptorhynchus, 2315 nucleotides. It is a transcript of the gene stw, whose product is annotated as straw. Gene Ontology annotation, molecular function: oxidoreductase activity; copper ion binding. Lineage: Eukaryota; Metazoa; Arthropoda; Insecta; Diptera; Culicidae. The transcript has 9 exons. Bases 24 to 2282 code for a protein of 752 amino acids. The record is from RefSeq and is a predicted model, not a curated record.